UAAAGGCUCCGUCAAGGAAGGAAAGGGUCGCUCUGAUGCCGCUCAUGCCAGCAACCAGGAAGAAGAUCUUCACUGUUUGAUUAUGGCGGAUACUGAGGAGAAGGUUAACAAGGCGAAGAAGUUGGUGCAUAAUGUCAUUGAGACGGCUGCUUCGAUCCCCGAGGGUCAGAACGAGCUCAAGAGGAAUCAGCUCCGAGAGCUGGCUGCACUCAACGGUACUCUCCGUGACGACGAGAACCAGGCUUGCCAGAACUGUGGUCAAAUCGGACACCGCAAGUACGACUGUCCUGAGCAGCGUAACUUCACCGCCAAUAUCAUCUGUCGCGUCUGUGGUAACGCUGGUCACAUGGCCCGUGAUUGCCCCGACCGUCAGCGCGGCUCUGACUGGCGCAACAACAACGGUGGCUUCGGCGGCCGCAGGGCCAUUGGCGGCGGUGAUGCUGUCGACCGUGAGAUGGAGGUAUGUUCCCGCACAUUCUUUUUCCAAGUACCCAGUACAUAGUACUAACAUCCUUCAGCAACUCAUGCAAGAAUUGUCUGGUGGCGCGCCCGGCGAAGACGGCCAUGUCCCUCGUCGGAUCGAGGCUGGCCCCGAUCAAGGUUAUGAUGACCGCGACGUGAAGCCAUGGCAGCGCGGACCUCCGCCCAGUGACGUGGCUCCCUGGCAGCAACGAGGCCGCGACCGCCGUGACGACUACGGCUCCCGCGACCACGGCAGUGCGCCUCCAUGGGCUGCACAGGGCCGUGGUGGUGGCGGUGGCGGCGACUAUGGCUAUGGCUCACUCGGUGGUUAUGGUGCACCUGGAGCUGCUGCUGCCUCCGCUGCUGCUCCUUGGCAACAGGCUGCUCCCCCGCCGCCCCCUGGCGGACAAGCAUCGUACGGAUACGGAGCUUAUCCUGCGUACCCCGGCAUGGGUGCCCCUGGCGCUCCUCCGGGUCUGAGUGUUCCUCCUCCGCCGCCGGGCAUGCCAUCGAUGUACUACGGCUCUGGCAGCCCACCCCCUCCGCCUCCUGGCGAGGGUCCCCCGCCUCCGCCGCCUAGUGACCAGCCUCCCCCGCCUCCCCCUCCCGCUUAGGGGAGAUGCGACAUAAAAGUGGUUAAUGUUGAUGCGAACGAUAGCUAGGGACACCGGUAGAAGAAUCCGGCCCGGGUAAAUUGAUAGUGCACGUAGGACACUGGCGAUGAUAGUUUUUAACAACUCUCUCUGUGUAAUAGUUAGGUAGUCCAGCAUCAAGCGUUCUGCUGUAAUUGUUUGCUUCCACUUUCUAAUAAUCAUAGAAUUAGUUUGCAGGGGGGGUACAUCAAUCCGUCUGCAAAAUGUACGCAUGGCUGCCCGUCGGCAAAGAAAAAAGUCGCUCGCUCGCUAAAGCCAAUGACGUUAGGCACUAACUAGCAUGGUCGCUACCGCGUAGAAACAUGACUAGCAGUAUCCG
Aspergillus piperis CBS 112811 is the source of this 1434-nucleotide messenger RNA. RefSeq lists its product as uncharacterized. Bases 132 to 1076 code for a protein of 314 amino acids. The record is from RefSeq and is a predicted model, not a curated record. Lineage: Eukaryota; Fungi; Ascomycota; Eurotiomycetes; Eurotiales; Aspergillaceae. The transcript is spliced from 4 exons.